This is a messenger RNA of Camelina sativa (false flax), 1300 nucleotides long. The record is from RefSeq and is a predicted model, not a curated record. Lineage: Eukaryota; Viridiplantae; Streptophyta; Magnoliopsida; Brassicales; Brassicaceae.
AUGGCUCGAAUUCCUUCCCCGUUCACGCCCCAAGAGCAACAACAUUUCCGGAACUUCCCACCGCCACAGACGCUUUUCCAGAACUCAGCCAAUCAAGUUCCUGAUCCGCCCAUUUCGACACCUGAGGUUCAGAACAAUACUGCUCACAUGCCGAAGGAUCAUCUGCUAUCUCCAACGCAGCACUCUCAUGGUCAUAGUCAACAACCGCCUUCUCAAGGUAACAACUACGAGCUUCAACUCCAGGAUGAGACGAUGCAAUCUCUAACUGUCCUGCUUACGAUGCCUGGCCGUGAGAAGUUUACGACUGUUCUCUCUCCCAUACCGUUGGAGAAGACGACUUGUUUCAAUCUCGUUGCUUUCAAUCUGUUUGUAAAUCUCCUCGCUUUCAAUCUGUUUGUCAAUCUCGUCGCUUUCAAUUGGUUUGAUCGGGACAAAAAAGGUCAACUUGUUCGGAAGAUUACCAAGAUUAUUACAAACAAAUUCGAUGGUCCAUAUUAUACUUGGACUUGUGUGCCUCCCGAUCGAAAAGAAAGAUACUUCAUGGAAUUUGCGAAAACUCACACCUGGGAUCCAUUGAUAACAGGAACCGUUCAAGAACAUUUCAACACCAUCUGUAACCGUCGGAUGAAGGGCAUGGUUAGCGAUGCAAGGACGUCUCGAAUUAAACCUUCAUGGAUUGAAGGUACUCUCUGGCAAGAGAUGGUUGAUAAUUGGGAUACUGAAGAACAACAACAAAGGAGUUCAACCUAUUCCAAAUGUCGUUUGUCUGACCGUAAUGGUCUAGGUCCUCACAUCCACUUAUCAGGACCCAAGUCAUAUAGAGAAAUCCAAGAUGAUCUGGAAGAAGAGUUGGGAAGAGAGGUCAGUAUGGGUGAAGGUUUUUUCAAAACACAUACAAAGCCGGAUGAGCUCACCACCGAUGAAUGUACUGCCAUCUUCCUUGAGUGCACUGAGAAGGAUUCACGAGGAACUCCUUAUGGUCUUGGAAGCCUCAAAGCUAAUCUUGGCAAGGGCAAGCAACAAUCACAAACUGAAGCCUUUCUUACAUUGCAAGAGCAACUCAAGGAAGCCCAACGACAAAUUGAAAUUCAGGCGACUCUCAAUGCUGAAGCUGCUGCUCGAGAAAAAGAGACUGCUCUCCUUGUGGCUGAGCAAAAGAAUGAGAUCAAAGAGUUGUCGUUGAUGGCAAAGUUUAUGCGCGACACUAAUCCAGCCUACUUGGAGUUUAUAGCCUCUCAAUCAGCUGAGGAGGACAAUCAACAUUCACCAACAACAUGAUCAACUCCAAUAUGGUUCCUAU